CGGCUGCCGACUGCGAUCUUGGCAUCCACUGACUGUAGAAAGAAGGUGAAAGCUUAGUAUCCCGAAGUGGAAGUAACAAUGAUCACCUUCAACGAUCGAGAAGAAGGGGUGGAGGAGGACGGUGAGAGUCUUUCUGUCGACUUCCGACCUCUGAUUAAGCUGAGGUGGGAACGUGAUGCAAAGGGACGCACUAUCUUUCCUCCAGCCUUUGAUGCUGAGUUCGUGGCGGUAGAGGAAGAGGAAGAAGUGCAAGAUGCUGGAGUUGAGAACCAAGCAGACCCGGCCAAAGUCCAGCCUCCUGAUGUUCAUCCUGUUUCCUUUGACAAAGUGCAACCAGCUCCUCCUAAAGCAGAAGUGCCACCUCUGCCAAUUGGGGAUCAGCCACCUUAACCACCUCUUCCUGUUGAGGAGCAGCCUCCUUCCUCAGCAGAAUAGCUUAGGAUUUUCUAUUUUUUAGUUAUGUUUGUAAUGAACAAUUUUGUAAUUGAUUUUUUACUGAUUUAUAAAAUUUUUGAAGGUAU
Messenger RNA from Rubroshorea leprosula, 521 nucleotides. The record is from the annotation of a GenBank genome assembly. Lineage: Eukaryota; Viridiplantae; Streptophyta; Magnoliopsida; Malvales; Dipterocarpaceae.